CGCCGCCAUUGUUACCGUGCCUCGGCCGCGCCGCACCGUCGCCGGAGAGACGACGCACGGGCGUACGUCGUGGUGUCACCGAACCCGUUUCGCUCUCGAGCGAGAUCUCCGGAGCAGCAAGUUGACGCACGCCGCUCGUCGUCGCGUCGUGCUCGCGUCCGUCGUGCUCGACGUCGUUUCGCUUCGUUCCGUACGUCUCGGCACCGUCGAGAGAGGGUGGGAGCGAGGAAGAGAGAGAGAGAGUGAGCGAAAAGGAGAAAGAAAGAGAGAGAUAGAGAAAGGAAGAACGAAGCGCCCUGGCCACUCGCAAAGGAUCGUCCUGCUCGACGUUCCCUUCUGUCACCGCCGCGCCGAGGCCGAGGACGAUCGCGCGGCGUCCCGACCGAUGCCCCGUCGACGGAUUCAAGCCGGUGGUACGGCCGUGUUGUGCAUCGUAUGGUGUUAGUGCAUCAUGUGAUUGCUUCUGCACCAGGGUACUCUCUUGGCCACGGUGACGGAUACUAGCGCGUGAAGGAUGCAGGAACUGGCAUUCCCACGUCGGAAAGGGAUCCUCGCCCCAGUGUCGGUGUUGGUGCUGCUGAUACUACCAUUGGUCGAUUUACCCUCUGCAAACGGAUCCUGCGACUUUCCGUCAGUUUGGACGGGGGAAUGGUACCAGUAUGGCAAGCCACUAUUCAGUAUAAACACGACCCUCCUCGGGGAUAAAACAUGCGUCGAGACGAAGGAUGACAAGUACAUCUUAUAUUUCAGCGGCGACAACUGUUACCAGUGUAUAAUCAUGAACCAACGGCAUGAUAACGUGAUUCAGUAUCGCGAAGGCUGGUGCAGCCAGGAACGAACGAGUUUGGACGACAUGUGCAACAUGAUCACCUCGGACGACAUACUCUACUCAAUAUUCCGCAUGAAUUCCAAACCGAUACCCUGCCCGUUCGCCGGCGCGUCGUUCACGUUUUCGUACAACCGGGGCUACGGCGAGUGCGUGAUGCCCAUCAGUCUCGCGGAGAAGUGCAUCGACGAGAGCAAGCUUCUGCUCAAGUACCAAGCCUGCCCGGACGUCGAGGGGACCGAGAGUAACACGGAGGAGCUGCAGUGCCUCGCCGUGUGGAACGACGGCCGAAACAAGUACUUGGUGGGAACCCUGAAAGGAAGGAACGCCUUGGGCGACGGCAGGAUCUUCAGGUGUUUUCUGUACGAGGAGAGGGCUCAUCAUCAGGGCAAGAUCUACCUGCUCGCUCAGUCCGGCGACCCGACCUGCAACGGCCUAACCACCGUCUCCGAGGGUUCGCCCACCAUAAAACUCACGAAAGUCGACAAAGAGCACAAGUGCAAGUAUCCGGGCUGGGUGACCCAACAUCACGACUGGCACUCUCUCGACGGCACGAAGGUCUAUCACUUCACCAACAAGAACGCCACGCUCAAGGUGAAGGCGCAGUCGCAAGACUCCACCAACGGGGACACGCUGCACGAGGAAAAGAUCGUCUGUCACAAUUUGGAGCAGCUCUACCCGAACGACAACAUGCAGGGCAACAAAGUUAAGCUGAUCGCGCACGUCACCAGCGGCUGCGACAUCGGAUACGUUUGCAUGAUAUUCCACAGGAGGGACAGUCACAUCAUCGAGAUUCAGCAAUCGGACCAAAAAGCGAUUAUGCCGGACGAGGCGUGCUCGAUCUCGGAUCCCUCGACGAUGCCGUACACGACCUUAAUAACCACGUUCCUGCAUCAGAGGAAGUGCCCUAAUCCGGGACGGUACGAAAUCCUGGAUUUCGCACCGUCCCAUGUGCUGUCGGCCGCCACGUCGAGACGACAACGACGCAGCGAGCUGUCCAAGACAACCAAGAGGCGGACUUGGCAGGACAAUACCGAGGACGAGGAGUGCAGGAGCACGCAUAUCCAAGUGGGUUGCACGUCGUCCGACCAGACGGAAAUGAUAAUCGCCAACACGUGCGAACACGAGGAGAUAGCCUAUUACUGCCACGGUAGCUGGGAGGAGAAGGGCACGUGGUACACGAUCGCGUCGCAAAGAAACCCCGAAUUCCCGAUCGGUCUAGGCGAAACGUUCUGCUUCACCAUGCGCCAGGAGGGCGUCAGGGACAAAGCUUCGGGAAGAAGCGGCAGGCUGAAGCAACAGGAGCAAGAGUUGUGGCUGUCGAGGCCGUCCCAUACUUGCCAGAGAGAAGCCAAGGAGGAAUGGACGUACCGGCUGUCGAGUCAAGGUGUGUGCGAGGAUUUAACGAAAGCGGCUUCGAGCCUGGCGUCUACUCCGUUGUCGUCGUUACCUUCGCUUCUGUUUACCCUGUACGCGGCGGCGGCGGCUUACAUAGCUGCUAAUACGCUCCGCGUAUUACUCUCGAGAUGAUCUGCAGCUAUUACGUAAGGGGUCUCGGGGUGUAAUUUCCAGCACGGAUUCUCUCAGGUAUUGCGUGUUACUGGAAGUGCGUGUGUGUGUACAUAUAUAUAGCUCGCAGUUUGAUAGCAGCUAUCGAUCGACCAGCUGUCGAUACGCGAUAAAGAAAGACGCGACAUGAGAACGACGUGCAGCUUAACAUCCAUUAUCGACAAUAUAAUUUCCGUUCUGUCGACGCAGCAAGCCUAAUUACGCUAAAAUCGCCGCCGAUCGCCAUUGGUUCCCAAUGGGAGACCCGAGAGGCGAAAUAGAGAUAGAUAGAUAGAUAGACAGAGAUGAAGAGAGAUAGAGAGAGCGAGCGAGCCGUACACCGUUUUUUAGAAUUUUGUACGAUUAUUUUUUUACGAUAUAUUACUUUUCGCAAUAUUUCGUAACGAAACUCGUGUUCCGCACGAGAGCGACUGACGCUCCAGGCGCGGCCUAGAUUCCGGGCAGCGGUGUUUUUUUUCCCCCCGGCGUGCAUCAUCACGUACAUGCUAAUUUUACUGCCAGAUUUGUUGACUAAUUAGAACGUCGGCUACACGGUGGUUCCGUUUGCGCGGAUUAUUUACGAUCGCUCGUGUGCUUUCCGUUCGAUUUCCGUGCGAGAAAAGGAGAGAGCGGGGAUGAUAUUCAGGGGAUAUUCAGGGCUGGGAGGCGAUACCAAAAAUACGAGUCUCGAGUGGAAAAUACAUCCUCGCAGGGGAGACCCUGUGGGACGAAAUGCGAUUGGAAAAAAUUCGAAACGCGAGGUAUUCUCGGAGAGAUACUCGAGAUUCGGAGUAAUACAAUAGAAGAGUAACGUGCAAUGAAUGAUUUAUCGUUCAUAGUUGGAAACUCGUUUAUAAUCUCGAGCAUAUAUAUAUAUAUUUGGAGACGUCGUUCCAGCCCGGGUAUUUUCGGAGCGGAUUAACGAAAGUGUGUAGUUUAACGCGACAGCCUCGAAUCACGACCACUUCGGAGUACUUUAAGCCUCGAAGACUCACGUGUAUAUUCUUACUAAGUAAUCGCGCUAAUUGUAAAUACGACCAGGGUAUAAUAAGUGGGGUGUCGAGAUUUCAAUUGGGUUAUUUUCGAGCGAGAGGAUCGGUACGUAUAAGUAAUUACAAUCCGAUGACCGGUUGAACUCGUGUACGUGGAUUUUAUGUAAACGGCAAGGGAAAUAUAGGUUUUAUCUUUUAGCUAGUACGCAACGGUUGUACAUAAUAAUUGAGAUAUUGUAUAAAGACUGUUUCUAAAAAGAAGAGUAACAAGUAUACCGCUCACACGAUUGUAUUUCGUCACCGGAAGAAGUGCGUACAUUUUCGAAGACAUUCUCGAGAUCGGCCUCGCAAACGAAGGUCCGCGCCGUGCACUCGGACCGCCAAAGUUCGUAAGUUCGUGGAGCUGACGUGAGUCGGGAAUCGAAAACGAAUCAGCCAACGACGUUAUUCGACGCGCUCUCCUACGGAAAUUGCUUACACGAGCGUGAAAUUCACGCCCACGACGGGCGAGUCGAUACGUGGAAAUUAAUCAAGAGCUAAUUAAUUAAUUUAAUUUAAUUUAAUUUAAUUACAAUCUCAAUUGUAGACUUCCAUCAAAGUGGUCACCGAAGUGAUUUUGUCAAAAUCUUUCAUCUUUCUAAGUAGUUUUCGAAUCCACUUGAAUACGUUGGAGAAUUUCGAAUAUAUCAAUUAUUUUUAUAUUUUCCAUCUUAUUUUAUUUUCAAUAUAUUAUACGGGAGCGAAAACUUUUCCUCUAAAAGAGUGAAUACAAAAAAACAUUGUACUUGUAGAGACAACAUAAUAAAAACAAAAUGCGAAAUAUUCAAAAUAAAAUGAAACUAAUUGAAAAUAAUUGAAAAUAAAAAUAAGAAAUGUCAAUUAUCUUUAAACCCCGAAAUCGAUAUAUACUGUGUGUAACUUCUCGGAAUUUAAAGAUAGAGAUAUAUAUCGUCGCUCCGUCGAGCCAGUCGCGCAAACUUACGAACUUUAUCGCAAUGUAACUUUCGAUCUAGUCGACCGGCCGAGUGUGCAUCCGCGGAUCUCUCAGAACGCGCAUUCGUCGCGUGUGAACAUAGUGCUUUUGCAUCUCUAACAUAGAGUUAGUGGAUGUCGGAAACAGAUCGAUCACGCAUCUCGUUAUCUCCCGUUCGUCAUCGACGAUACGAUCUCAGCCGCGUGUCUGGGAUUCGGACGCGCGGUCGCUUCGGUCGCUCCCGAAUUGUUCGGUUGUGAAAUUGCAAUUUUUUCCUGAUCACCGGACGAUAUCGCUCUUCUUUCCUGCAGCCUAAUCUACGCAAAAAUCGCUCGCGUGACACAAAUGCAUACCGCAUAUAGUUAAAGACGAGUGUACAUUACACGCGUUUUCCUCGCUACUGCAUUCUCGCGAAUUGAGAUAACGCACGACUCACAUUCUCCACGAUACCAACCAUUCGGAUCNGGGGGGGGGGGGGGGG
Molecule: messenger RNA, 4820 nt
Organism: Dinoponera quadriceps
Lineage: Eukaryota; Metazoa; Arthropoda; Insecta; Hymenoptera; Formicidae
Exons: 13
Coding region: 515-2356 (613 amino acids)
Source: RefSeq, a predicted model, not a curated record